This is a messenger RNA of Naegleria fowleri, 660 nucleotides long. RefSeq lists its product as uncharacterized. The record is from RefSeq and is a predicted model, not a curated record. Lineage: Eukaryota; Heterolobosea; Eutetramitea; Acrasida; Naegleriidae. The transcript has a single exon. Bases 1 to 660 code for a protein of 219 amino acids.
AUGGAUUGGCUUUGUUAUAUGCACCCAAUAAUUUUAACGGAUAGAGAAUUGGUUUUAAUUGCUGUCAAGCAAAGUGGUGAAGUACUUCAGUUAACCAAUUAUGUUUUUGUAGAGAGCAAUUUGAGAUUGGACAAGGAAAUUGUUUUGGAAGCAAUCAAGGAAAACAAGAAGGCGCUUCUGUUCAUACCAAAGGAGUUACUUUUCGAUUAUGAACUCAUGUUAACAGUUCUCAAAGCAAUAUUUCCAGAGUUUUCUCAUUUAAAUUCUUUUAAUUAUUCACAAAAAGACAUCAUGAUGAAACUCAUUCAAGAAAAUGGAUUGUUUCUUGAAUUUGCAAGUGAUGCCUUGAAAAAUGAUGGAGAGUUUGCGUUACUGGCUGUUCCACAGAAUGGAGAAGCAUUGGAAUAUGUUUCUGAUGAAUUGAAGAGAGGCCAACAAGUUGUGUUAAAAGCUGUCAAUCAAUGUGGAUAUUCUCUUAUAUUUGCUGCCUCUGAAUUGAAGAAUAACAAAGAGGUUGUAUUAAAAGUUGUAAGACAAAAUGGUAUUGCUCUUGCCAAUGCAUCCAAUGAGUUGAAAAACGACAGAGAAGUGGUCCUCUGUGCUGUAAGACAAAAUGGUUAUGCAUUAGAGUUUGCAGGUGAUAGGAUGAGACGAGACUAA